Molecule: messenger RNA, 797 nt
Organism: Hippopotamus amphibius kiboko
Lineage: Eukaryota; Metazoa; Chordata; Mammalia; Artiodactyla; Hippopotamidae
Gene: CARTPT
Product: CART prepropeptide
Exons: 3
Coding region: 13-363 (116 amino acids)
Biological process (GO): negative regulation of appetite; positive regulation of MAPK cascade; G protein-coupled receptor signaling pathway
Molecular function (GO): neuropeptide hormone activity
Source: RefSeq, a predicted model, not a curated record
AGUUUCAGCACCAUGGAGAGCCCCCGCCUGCGGCUGCUGCCCCUCCUGGGUGCCGCCCUGCUGCUGCUGCUGCCUCUGCUGGGCGCCCUGGCCCAGGAGGACGCCGAGCUCCAGCCGCGAGCCCUGGAUAUCUACUCCGCCGUGGAGGAUGCCUCCCACGAGAAGGAGCUGAUCGAAGCGCUGCAGGAAGUUCUGAAGAAGCUCAAGAGUAAACGUAUUCCGAUUUAUGAGAAGAAGUAUGGCCAAGUCCCCAUGUGUGACGCGGGAGAGCAGUGUGCCGUGCGAAAAGGAGCUAGGAUUGGGAAGCUGUGCGACUGUCCCCGAGGAACCUCCUGCAAUUCCUUCCUCCUGAAGUGCUUAUGAGGCAUCCACCCUUCUCCAUAAGUUCCCCCCACCCCCACUUUCCCCAGAGGACCACACCUUCAUCCCUGGUGUGUUGCUUUAGCAACAAAGUUUGCAUCUCCCUCUGAGGAAAAGGGGGCUCUUUUCCUGCUGUUUCCAAAUAAAAGAACGCAUUAGAUGUUACUGUGUGAAGGGUAAUGCCUUGUAUGGUGUUGAUACAUGUGCAAAGUAUUCUAUUCUUAUUUUACCUGUCUGACAAGCUUUUAAAAGUGGAUAUUGAAGUAGAGAAGGAGAACUUCGCUUUGAAAAUCGUAUUUUUGUAGGUGGUAUGACAGGAUGAAAAUUAGAUCAGGUAAAUCUUGGUAGAUGACAUCACAACCUGGAAAAUAAACCACCCCAAGCAUCACACAUUGAAGCAUGUACAAAUUAUACCUAAUAAAGUGUUUUCCAUAAUU